Phytophthora sojae is the source of this 825-nucleotide messenger RNA. RefSeq lists its product as hypothetical. The transcript has a single exon. The record is from RefSeq and is a predicted model, not a curated record. Bases 1 to 825 code for a protein of 274 amino acids. NCBI's taxonomy places the organism in Eukaryota, Oomycota, Peronosporomycetes, Peronosporales, Peronosporaceae.
AUGGUGUAUCAACCUGCACGAAGUACCACGUACAACUUCGCUGUCAACCGAGGGCUUACACGCGCCAACUACCAGACGGUGAGCACCGAAACAUACCGCCCCAGCACCGUGUACGAAAGACCUUACAAAACUCCGAUGAACUUCGCGUUCGUUGAGGCAUCGCGUCGGCAGAAACGACCCACAACGAAGGCACCGCGCACGACUUCCCACUUUGUUGCUGACAAGAACGACACCGCCACCGCCACCGCUAGCGAGAGCUCACGCGAUUUCAGCUUUACAACGGCCGGCUUCGACGAUGACGCGUAUCCCACGAUGAUUUCGUAUCCUGUGGCCCCAGAAGACUAUUGUGAUUGCAUCACAAUCCCCGACGACACCGACUUUGCCGUGGAUAUCUGCACGGACGACGUGAAGUGGGGGGCGAGUACUCGGACGGCACUUGUAACGAGGUGCAGUUCAGUAUCGACACGAUGUACGAGAGUUGCACCCCAGCGGACUCUGUUGAAGACCUCGACUGGUACGCUUACUGCGCAAUCGACUUCGACUAUUCACUGGAAGACACGUCUUCGUCUAGUGUCGAGUCAAGUGCAGAGGACACUUUCCAGAGCUCCUGCCGGCUCAGAUGAAGCCAUUGCCUCGAUAUCAAGUGUUGAUCAGUCAAUGACUAUUACGUCUGGGGAGGGCUCGGCGUCGGAGGAAGAAACGAUAACAGACCAGGACCAGGGUGCGUCCUCGAGCCCACCGCGGUCGAAGAAUCGGCUCCAGCUGCGUCCGCAGCUCAAGCGUCUGCAGCCAACACGCAGCGAUCGAUUCUUGAGCGAAUGCUAA